Molecule: messenger RNA, 1964 nt
Organism: Talaromyces stipitatus ATCC 10500
Lineage: Eukaryota; Fungi; Ascomycota; Eurotiomycetes; Eurotiales; Trichocomaceae
Product: carboxypeptidase S1, putative
Exons: 2
Coding region: 1-1941 (646 amino acids)
Biological process (GO): proteolysis
Cellular component (GO): fungal-type vacuole
Molecular function (GO): serine-type carboxypeptidase activity
Source: RefSeq, a predicted model, not a curated record
AUGAUUCGCUCUUUUCUGACUGCAGCCAACUUAGCUGCGACUGUCUCGGCACAAUACUUUCCUCCUCCGCGCGAGGGUCUUACCGUUAUCAAAUCCAACGUCACCGAAGGAGUGACCAUAUCCUACAGAGAGCCAGGUAUCUGCGAAACAACACCAAACGUCAAAUCCUUCUCCGGCUACGUCCACCUCCCGCCUCACACAUUACAAGAAGUCGGUCUUGACCAAAACUACUCCAUCAACACAUUCUUUUGGUUCUUUGAAUCGCGACAUGAUCCCGCCAAUGCUCCGUUGUCGAUAUGGAUGAACGGCGGACCGGGUUCUUCGUCGAUGAUAGGUUUAUUUCAGGAAAAUGGACCUUGCAGAGUGAACCCUGACUCGAAUUCGACGGCAUUGAAUCCGUAUUCGUGGAACAAUUAUGCCAAUGUUAUAUAUAUCGAUCAACCGAAUCAGGUUGGGUUCAGUUAUGAUGAACCUCAGAACGGGACGUUGAAUCUGCUCACGGGUGAAUUGAAACCGUUGGAGGAUGAGAACGUCAUUCCAGAACAGAAUAAUACUUUUCUCGUUGGCACGUUCCCAACUAUUGAAGGUACGCGCUCGACUGCCAACAAUACCGAGAAUGCGGCGAGGUCAUUAUGGGAGUUUGCGCAGGUGUGGUUUACGGAAUUUCCGGAAUACAAACCUGACGAUGACAGGGUGAGUCUAUGGACGGAAUCGUACGGUGGGCGAUACGGUCCGAGUUUCACGGCAUUUUUCCAGCAGCAGAAUGAGAAGAUUGCAGAUGGGAGUCUGCAGGGCCACUAUUCUAUCCAUAUGGAUACCUUGGGGAUUAUCAAUGGUUGUGUGGAUCUGUUGACUCAGGAUUUGAGUUAUGCGGAAUUCGCGUAUAAUAAUACAUACGGCAUUGAGACGAUUAAUCAGACUGUUUACGAGGCGGCUGUUGAUGCAUGGAGUAAAGAAGGUGGAUGUCGAGAUCAGAUUCUGGAAUGUCGCGCUCUCGCUGCGGUGGGUGAUCCCCUCAGUCUGGGGAAUAAUGAGACGGUGAACGGUAUUUGCGCCAAUGCCUCUGAUUACUGCAGUAAUGCAUUGGAAGGGCCGUAUAUUGAGUUUGGUGGCCGCGGUUACUACGACAUUGCGCACGACGUUCUUGACCCGUUCCCACCAAACUAUUUCAUGGGCUAUUUGAGUCAAAGCUGGGUUCUGGGAGCUAUCGGUGCAGCAGUAAACUGGACCGAGAGUGUCGAAUCCGUGUUUACCGCUUUCCAGAAUACAGGUGACUAUGCCCGUUCGGACGUUUUGGGAUACCUCGAAGAUAUUGCAUAUGUCUUGGAUCAAGGGAUUAAAGUUGCCCUUGUUUACGGCGAUCGUGACUACGCAUGCAACUGGGUUGGUGGUGAAGAAGUCAGUCUGGCAGUCGAGUAUAGUGACGCCGACAAUUUCCGGUCUGCGGGUUAUGCUGAUCUAUAUGCCAACGAUACCUUCAUCGGUGGCAAGGUUCGACAAUACGGCAAUUUCUCUUUUACUCGUGUGUAUCAAGCGGGUCAUGAAGUACCUGCAUAUCAACCGGAGACAUCAUUUGCGAUCUUUAAUCGAUCGUUGUCGAACUUGGAUAUUGCGACUGGACGGAUAUCGACUGUGGCCAAUGCGACGUACGGCACUGAGGGACCGUCGAGUACAUGGGAUGUCAAGAAUGAAGUGCCCCCGAUGCCCGAACCGACUUGCUACGUCCUUGCGCUAGGUGCGACAUGCACGGAUGAUGAAAUUAAUGCCAUUGCUAAUGGCACAGCGUUGAUUGAGGAUUAUAUUUUGAUCAAGCCAGAUAAUCAUAGCAGCGACCCUCUUCCUUCUCUGAGUACGACAGCGCCAAAAGAAGACUCUGAGAAGCCUAGUAGAUGGUUCCAGAUGCUCUUGUCGCUGUCGGAAUUUUUUGAUAUACUUUUAUAAUGCAGGUAGCAUUAGAGUUAUAG